AUGUCCACCCACCGCGCCCUCCUCCACAUCCCUGAACUCACCGACUCAAUCCUCAAACACCUUCCGCUCCCCACCGCCAUCUCCGCGCGCGGCAUCCGCCUCGCCCGCAGCAACCUCCGCCUCUACCGCGAAAUCCGCGCGCUGUUCGCUGAGCCUUCCCCCAUCGCCCAAGUCCUAACCCUCGGCCACUCCCUCCUCGACCGCGUCCUCAACCCGCUGCCCUUACGCACCGCGCUGCGCCUCCUCCGCGUCUGUGAGAGCUGGCACGCCGUCAUCAUGGCGCGGCUGGCGCUGGCGUGGGAUGCCGCCGUGGACGACGCGUGGGAGGCGUUUGGAGAGGGGGCGUUGGAGGUGCCGCUUGUGCUGUAG
This is a messenger RNA of Mytilinidion resinicola, 369 nucleotides long. RefSeq lists its product as uncharacterized. Bases 1 to 369 code for a protein of 122 amino acids. The transcript is spliced from 3 exons. The record is from RefSeq and is a predicted model, not a curated record. Lineage: Eukaryota; Fungi; Ascomycota; Dothideomycetes; Mytilinidiales; Mytilinidiaceae.